AUGAAACCGAAUAUUGAAAGACGUAUUAAAAAUUCAAAAUUACCAAAACAUAUUAGGAGUCGUUUAAUGAAAAUUUUAGGUCUCGUUGAAGAUACACCUAUUUUGUCUGAACGUCCUAAGGGAAUUGGUCGAUGUUAUUUGUGUGGAAGAGCAAGAAACAAAAGUACGAGAAAAUCAUGUGAACGUUGUUACAAAUGGGUGUGUCCAGAUCAUUUAAAAUAUAUUUGUAUUGGGUGUUGUGAUGAAGAACAAAGUGAAGAAUCACCUUAA
Macrosiphum euphorbiae (potato aphid) is the source of this 270-nucleotide messenger RNA. Lineage: Eukaryota; Metazoa; Arthropoda; Insecta; Hemiptera; Aphididae. The record is from the annotation of a GenBank genome assembly.